This is a messenger RNA of Galleria mellonella (greater wax moth), 1821 nucleotides long. It is a transcript of the gene sqd, whose product is annotated as RNA-binding protein squid. The transcript has 8 exons. NCBI's taxonomy places the organism in Eukaryota, Metazoa, Arthropoda, Insecta, Lepidoptera, Pyralidae. Gene Ontology annotation, cellular component: nucleoplasm. Gene Ontology annotation, biological process: regulation of gene expression. The record is from RefSeq and is a predicted model, not a curated record. Bases 104 to 1081 code for a protein of 325 amino acids. Gene Ontology annotation, molecular function: RNA binding.
ACGCAUUUCCUUUCUUUCUUCUUCAUUUGGCAUUCGGAGUUGAAGGUCGCGUGUAGACCUUAGGUUUAGUUUAUUAUUAUUGUAAAAAUAUCCUAAAAUAGUCAUGGCAAAUAACGAUAAUUUUGCACAAGACGUAACCGAAAAUCAACUAAAUGGAAAUGCUGAGAAUGGUGGAGGAGAUACACAAGAAAAUAAUAGUGCGGAAGCUCCUGGACGCGAUGACGACAGAAAACUUUUUGUUGGAGGCCUGAGCUGGGAAACCACAGACAAGGAGUUACGUGACCACUUCAGUGCUUAUGGUGAGAUUGAGAGCAUCAAUGUGAAGACUGACCCCAACACAGGCAGAUCACGGGGAUUUGCAUUCAUUGUAUUUAAGGCAUCAGAUUCCAUUGAUAAAGUUAUGGCUGCUGGUGAACACACAAUCAACAACAAAAAAGUAGACCCCAAAAAGGCGAAAGCGAGGCAUGGGAAAAUAUUCGUUGGUGGCCUGAGCAGUGAAAUUUCUGAUGAUGAGAUCAAAAACUUCUUCAGUAAUUUUGGCACUAUAGUUGAAGUUGAAAUGCCAUUUGACAAGACGAAGAAUCAAAGAAAAGGUUUUUGUUUCAUCACAUUUGAAUCUGAACAAGUGGUAAAUGAACUGCUAAAGACUCCCAAACAGACCAUCGCUGGAAAAGAGGUGGACGUAAAGAGAGCGACUCCGAAGCCCGACGGCCCUGGAGGCAUGGGUGGACGAGGCGCGCGCGGUGGACGUGGCGGGCGGGGUGGGCGCGGGGGCCGUGGCGGUUACGGCGGGCAGGGCGCUUGGGGCAGCCAGGGCUACGGCGGCUACGGCUAUGGCCAAGGUGGCUACGGCGGCGGAUAUGACGGCUACGGCUACGGCGGCUAUGGCUACGACGGCUACGGCGGCUACGGCGGUUACGAUUACAGCGGCUACCCCAAUUACGACUACGGCGGGUACGGAGGGUACGAGGGCGGGUACGGCGCGCGCACCACUCCACGCGGGAAAGCGGGCUACCAGGGCGGCAAGCAGCGCGGCGGCGGCGGCGGCGGCCGCACCAACCAGCGGCACCAGCCCUACUAGGAGGCUCCGCCUGCGUACCUGUCGAUAGUCAUCUCAGUCCAAUAGUAAGGUUAAGUCAUCGGUCAUGAACGUCCCCGGCGCCCUCUCGUUCGCCGCGCUGGGGGCGUGUCAUUCCAUUCCACAGUACUAAUUUAAGGAAGUAAUCUGUUUAAGAAAUUUUUUAAGGAUAAAACACUGUUUUAAGUAAUGCGGCCGCAACCGGCGAGCCGCUUCGUAAAUUUAUUAUAAUAUAGUAUGGAUUUAAUAGAUUCACUUGAGUAUUAUUGCCAAUUGAUUAGAUUCAAUUUUGACCUUUAGAACUGAAUAGUCUAAUACAAAUAUUAAUAAUUAUACAGAGCUUAUAAAAGAAUGUUUGUGUUUGUAUGUGUCGUCCGGCGCCUGUUGUCCGGUGCUGGUGUCCGGCGGCCGGCGGCCGGAGUCCGGUGUCCGGUGUCAAAUGGUGUCUGUAUUUGUGAGAGUGUAUGUGAUGAGUGUUGUCAGCAGCCCCCCUAGCCCUGUUGCAAAAUAAUCAUUGAUCAUUGUUCUGGAUCUCAUUGCAGAAUGUUGUAGUUUUGUAUUAUUAAUUUGGUACAUAAUUGAACAAGAAAUCAAAUCAUGUAUUUUGUACUAACUAGUUUCUUCCAUUGAUUAGGAUGAAAUUACUCUUAGAUUAAGUAAUUUGGACAUGAACAAACUUCUCAAGAUAUACAAUUUGUGUAUGUCACAAUAAAACAAAUAUGUAAAUAAAAAUAUUGACUUUU